AUGAUGGGUUUCCUUGAGGAAAAGGAGUUCUCUGGAAAUCUACAUAUCAUUGAUAGACUCAAAUGUUCUGCGAAGGAGGGCACAGAAGAAGAGGAAGAUGACGAUACAGAGAAUAAGGCAGAGGAUGAGGAAGAGGAGACGGGAGACGAGGAAGAAAGUCGGGAAAAAUAUGGAAGUUCGGGAAAGUCAUGGUUAGCUGUUCCGAAUACGGCUGGAAGUACGAGAAUCCCGCGAGUUAUUGGAGUCGGGAGGGAGACCCCCCCGAGACCUGAAAUCCCGCGCAGUCCAAGAAUCAGGAAGAAGCCACCGGCCCCUAGUGUCCCAAAGGUGACCCUGGCUGAAAAAAUGAAGGUCUCGGCGGACUUGAUCCAGCCUGGGGUCGAGGGGAAACCGGCCAUCUACGAGCUCAGUAAAUCCGUCGUGGUGGAAAAUAAGGAUCUUGGAAUAGUGAAAUUCGACAUCGGACGACGGCUUCAUACAAAACAGGAAGAGAGGGUUCUCAUGAUCGUGGGACAGACGGGCGCAGAGGCGACCCUUCCUCAUGGAAUUUCCCAUCCCUCAGGAAAGACAACGAUGAUCAACGGUUUGACGAACUACGUGUAUGGCAUCGAAUGGAAAGAUGACUUCCGGUUCAAGAUAAUCACUGAGAAGGGCGACGUGAACGCGGAUGACAAGGCCCACAGCCAAACGAAAGGGGUCUCGGCCUAUUCCUUCAAUUGGAAGCAGGGGAUGAGGAUCCCGUACACGCUCACGGUGAUCGACACACCUGGCUUCGGAGACUCUGAAGGCCUCCACAAGGAUGAGGAGCUUGUCGUCAAGAUGCGAGAGUUCUUCGAGCUAUGCGAACCACAUGGCUUGAACACCGUGAACGCCGUGGGAUUUGUGCUGCCCGCUUCCAUUGCAAGGCUGACGGCCUCGCAGAAGUAUAUUUUUCACGCCAUCACCCAAAUGUUCGGCAUCGACACGAAGAAAAAUUUUAUGCUGCUUGUCAGCUUCUGCGACGGGCAGGAACCAGCGGCCAUCGUCGUCGUGAGGAAUGCGAAGCUGUUCUAUCAAAACUUUCACCCUUUCAAUAACUCGGCCCUCUUCGCUAGCAAUAAGGAUCGGAUGCAAGAGAUGUUCUGGGAAUUGGGACUCAAAAGCAACAAGAAUUUCCUGGAAGCUUUAGGCGAGAUGACGCCCGUUGGCCUCGCCAUGACGAGGGAGGUGCUUGUUGAAAGACGAGCUCUUGCUGAGAACCUAAAAAAAUUGCAGGAGCAAAUCCCAAGAGCUACAUCCAGCUUAACUGCUCUUCAGGAAGAAUGCAGACUCCUCAGAGAAAAGAGAGAGGAGGUGACAAAGGUCGCGGAUGUCGCGGAGAAGCGAGUGAAAAUCCCACUUGAGAAGGAGAAGGCUGUAAAUUGCAACGAGUGCAGUAGGACCACCUGCGAAUACCCGGCAUCGACUUCCAAACCAAAGGACGUCAAGCACUGCCAUUGUAUGACCUGGAACGAACAGAAGAAGAUGAUAUGCAGUAAAUGUGGCUGCUCCUGGAAGAAUCACUCUCUGGAAGCCAAACGCUAUGAAGAAAAGUCGAUAUUGAGGAGCAAAACUCGAGAAAACUCGGCGAGAGUUACUCAUCAGAUUAGGACCCAAACGCUGGGGGUCGUGGAAACUCCAGAUGCUGCAAUACACCAGCCAAACAGCAUGAUGGGAACUCUUAAGGCUUUCUUCAUCUCCAUCCUUGGGAGGAACUCAAGGAAGACAUGA
Messenger RNA from Darwinula stevensoni, 1749 nucleotides. Lineage: Eukaryota; Metazoa; Arthropoda; Ostracoda; Podocopida; Darwinulidae. The record is from the annotation of a GenBank genome assembly.